Messenger RNA from Oreochromis niloticus (Nile tilapia), 1595 nucleotides. RefSeq names its product beta-1,3-galactosyltransferase 1-like. The record is from RefSeq and is a predicted model, not a curated record. Gene Ontology annotation, biological process: protein O-linked glycosylation. NCBI's taxonomy places the organism in Eukaryota, Metazoa, Chordata, Actinopteri, Cichliformes, Cichlidae. Gene Ontology annotation, molecular function: N-acetyl-beta-D-glucosaminide beta-(1,3)-galactosyltransferase activity. The transcript has 2 exons. Gene Ontology annotation, cellular component: Golgi membrane. The coding region runs from base 186 to 1307 and encodes 373 amino acids.
UCUGGAAAGCUUUAACACUCCUUGGUGCCUGCUCUAGUCUGUCCCUGUGAAACAAAAUGCCUGAAGCGUUGACAUGAAUUUUUCAGCGAAACAGCAUCUCCUCAUUUUUUUCUUUGUACAACUGGAGAAGGGGGAAAGCUUACAUUUGUAGAAAACUGAAUGGUAACAUCCAAUGAAGCCAAGAAAUGGUGGAAAGUGAGAAGCCAGCAGAGGAUGGGAGAUGGUUCAAGUUUUCCCGGAACAAGUUUUUCGUUUUUAUUUUGAUAUUUGCAGGUCUUUUCCUGAUUUACAGCAGAAAUACAAUGACACCAGGCGGGAACCCAAAAAAGUGGAUGCAAAAUCAAUCAGCAAAAUUGAUGAAUUUCUUCAGUGGUCAGAUACUAAAUAUAUCCUCACUAAACACUACAGCUAAUGACAACUCCUCUUCUCAGAAUACAACUCUACCACCAACUCCUGUUCCUUACGUGUCACCUGGACCAUAUUUAGUCGAAUACCCCUACGACUACCAGUACAUCAUAAAUGAGCCACAGAAAUGUGAACAGGAGAAGCCAUUUGUGGUUCUGAUCGUUCCUGUGGCCCCAAACAAUAGGCAACACCGUGACAUCAUUCGCAACACCUGGGGGAGUGAAAGUCUCGUCCUGGACAAAGUGGUGAGGCUUUUCUUCUUACUGGGGCUGCACGCGGGGGUGGAGGUGGAGCAGGUCCAACAGCAGGUACUUCAGGAGAGCAAAGAGCAUCACGACCUGAUCCAGAGCAACUUUGUGGACUGCUACAAGAAUCUCACCAUUAAGACCAUGGUGAUGCUGGAGUGGCUAACUGCACACUGCUCCAGCGCCUCUUAUGCUAUGAAGAUUGAUUCAGACAUGUUCCUGAAUGUACAUAAUCUUGUCAGUAUGCUCUUGAAUGCUCAAAAAUCAAACUAUAUGACUGGGCUUGUGGCAAAUGGCGCUACAGUACUGCGAAAUCCAAGCUCUAAGUGGUACCUACCUCAUAACAUUUAUGCUCCGCCACAGUACCCCCGCUAUGCUCUGGGCCUGGGCUACAUUUUGUCUUUAGACCUCCCAAAAAAGCUCACUGAGGCAUCCAGACAUGUUAAAGCAGUUUACAUUGAGGAUGUGUAUUUAGGGUUGUUAAUGCAGCACCUGGGCAUUCCUCCCACCGACCCCCCAAACUGGGGUUACUUCUAUGUAUUUCCUUUGCCAUAUAAUCGCUGUGCCUUCUCCAGGAUAGUAGCCACCACAACUUCUCCACACACUAACCGCGAGCAGAUUUGGAAUGACUUUAAAAAACCAGGCCCGUACUGCUAACCUGAAGCUGAAAAGAUAAGAUAAAAAUGCAACAUGAAACAACAGGGCAGAAUUUCCUUGACUCUUUAAAAAAUAUAUAUUUUUAUAUUCACAUAUAGGCUAUUAUGAUAUUCAUGUACUAUCUCCUAAUCUCAAAUUUUAUUGAAACUGAACUAGUAUUGUUCCGCUGUAUAUUUAAACUACACAGUCAGCCAUUUUAUGUAGCUUAUUAUUUAAGGAGUGAAAUUUUUAUUAUCUUUGUAAAUGAAGGUUAAAAAAGUGUAAUAGUGAAAACAUGCAGUAAGACCU